GUCGAUAUUUCUUGAAUCGGGCGGGCCCUCAGGUCAGAUCUUGCCAUCUUUUCUUUCCCUCCCCCUUUCCUCCUCUGCAUGCCCAUUCACAGGCGUGUCCGAGCCAGGCGCACCCUCGUUCCUCCACCGCGCUUCGCAACCUGGGCCCGCCUCGUGUAAGUGAGUGAGAGAGUGGCGAUUGAGUGAGUGACAGAUACCCUACAACCACCACCACCGCCGCCGCUGCAAUCGCACGUUGUUCCCCGUCCCAGAAGGCGACGGAGCUCCCGGCACGAUGAACGUCAACGAGCAUGUGGUGCCCUCGGGGCAGCACUACAGCGGGCGCAACCGCGUGCCCAACAUCCAGCAGUUCAUGGAGCAGCUCGACAAGGAGAAGAAGGAGCGCGACGCCGCAAUCGACGCCGACCUCGGCAAGAACAAGCAGAGCAAGGAGGUCAAGGACCACAAGAACACGGAGAAGCCCACGCGCAAGGACCUGCGGACCGUCCGCGACCCCGUCACCGGUAAGGAUGUGGACAUUCGCGACGCCCAGAUGGACUUUAAGGAGGCGGCCGACAACCCGCAGAUGUCAAUUCCAAACGAGAACCUCGGCAAGCAAACGACCGCCAAGGUCUCCUCGAACCAGUCUGGAGAAGAGUACCGCCGUGCCCAAGACAUUCUGGCGCCUCCAGACCCCGUCCAGGAGGGCGCCACAUCAGACGUGCCCAUCCGCAGCGAAAAGACGUCGGUGCUCUUUUACAAGACGCCCUCGGUCAGCUACGAGCCCAUGUUUGCCUCUCUCGAGCGCAAGGCAAAUAUCCUCUGCCUCGGCAUCUUCAUUGCCAUUGUCUUCAUCGGCAAGUUCUUCGGCGGCAGGCUCCUGGGACUUGUUCCCCUCGGCUUUUGCGUUGCUUCCGGCGUCUUUCUCUGGGUCAAGGACGUGAUCCGCCAGGGUCGCGACGUCGAGUGGUCCAGCGAGCAAGAGCGCGGCGAGACGGCCACGGUCAAUCUCAUCCCCGAGUCUGUCGAGUGGAUGAACACGGCCAUUGGCAUUGUCUGGGGCCUCAUUAACCCCGAGAUGUUUGCUUCCGUGGCCGAUACGCUGGAAGACGUCAUGGCCGCAUCUGUCCCCGGAAUCAUCGAGCACGUCCGAGUCGCCAACAUUCAGCAGGGAAACAACCCCAUCCGCAUCCUUAACAUGAGAGCCCUGCCCGACUCGCACGUGCAGGACAUCAAGGACGAAAUUCACAAAGAAAAUGAGAGAACAAUGGACCCCAACGAGCUCGCCGCCGCCGAGCAAGCCGGCUCGUUUUACAACAUGGAAGUCUCUGUGGCCUAUCACGCAAAACCAUCCGGCGAGGACGUCGCCUCCAAAGCCCGAAACAUGGGCAUGCAGCUCGUCUUUUAUCUGGGCAUCAAAGGACUCUUUGGCGUUCCCUUGCCAAUCUGGGUAGAGCUGAUCGGUCUCGUUGCGACAGCACGAGUGCGACUCCAGCUCACCCCUGAUCCACCUUUCCUCAAAGCCGUGACGUUCACUCUUAUGGGCAUCCCCAAGGUUCAAGCCGGAUGCACGCCCAUGGUCGAAAAGGGCGUCAACAUCCUCAAUCUGCCCCUGAUUUCCAACUUUGUCAACUGGGCCAUCGGUGCGGCCGCGUCCAUGUACGUGGCGCCAAAGAGCAUGACCAUUGACAUGAGCAAGAUGCUCCAGGGCGACGACAUCAAGAAGGAGACGCUGGCAAUGGGCGUCAUGUUCAUUCGCAUCCACAAGGCGACUGGCCUCAGCAAGCAAGACCAGAGGGGAAGCAAGGGCGGCGGUUCGGAUCCAUACAUUACCAUCAGCUGGAGCAAGUUUGGAAAGCCGCAGUUCUGCACCCGCGUCAUUCAAGAUGACCUCAACCCUGUCUUCGAGGAGACCUGUGGCCUUUUGGUCACCAGCGACCUCAUCAUCGCCGACGAGCAGCUCUCCAUGGAACUGUGGGACAGCGACCGCUCGUCCGCCGACGAUGUCGUGGGCAAGGUUGAGCUCAGCAUCCAGAAGCUCAUCCAGCACCCUGGAAAGAUGUUCCCACAGGUAUCGAAACUCCGUGGCGUCAAAUCUGACAGCAGCAUGCCCGGUGAGCUCCACUGGGAGGUCGGCUUCUUCGGCAAGACGCAGUUCCGCAAGGCGCUUCGUACUCAGGGUCAGGACAUUAAGCUGCCCAAGGAGCUGGCCGAUAAACCUGAGUUCCAGGAAGACAAGGGCACCAUUGAGUCGACGGAGGAGGAUGCCGUCGUGCACACACCGCCUGAUCCUCUGUGGCCCUCGGGCGUCCUCAGCGUCGUCGUCCAUCAGAUUGUCGGCCUGGAACUUGCCAAUGUCAAGGGGUCCGAUGGAAAGCGAAAGGGUAAGGAGUACGAACCGGCCCGGCCAGAAGCAGGUGAAGUCAAGGAGGAGCAAGGACGCAAGCUGCCGAGCUCGUACUGUACGAUUCUUGUCAACGACGACCUCGUUUACAAGACGAGGACCAAGGUCGUCUCCUCGCAGCCCAUCUUCAACGCCGGUACCGAAAAGUUUGUCCGCGACUGGCGGUCCUGCGUGGUCACUGUUGCUGUGCGCGACUCGCGCAAUCGGCAGCAUGAUCCCAUUAUCGGCGUUGUGCCCCUGAAGCUGUCCGAUGUGCUGCAGACGAGCAGCGAGUCCACCAGGUGGUAUCCUCUCGACGGCGGCAUCGGCUUCGGCCGCGUCCGCAUCUCUCUGCUCUUCCGUUCUGUCGAGCUGAAGCUGCCCCCGCCUCAAUUGGGCUGGGACAUUGGCACGUUUGAGUUCAUAUCCGACACCAUUGCCCUGACCAACUACGCACCCGGCAAUCAUGUCAAGUUGAGGCUGCGCACCGGCGGAUCUUCAGCUUCGGUUAAGAAGCACUUUUCGAAGAAGACAGAAAAUGGCAUGGAGAUUAACAUUACGGGCGAAGACGGACAGCACCGAAUGCGGCUGCCUGUCCGCCACAGGUACCGAUCGCCGGUUUUCUUCGAGCUGUACUCUGGAGGGAGUCGCAAUCCCGACGCAUACGCCGCGGCCUGGCUCCUGGAACUCACCGACGGCGAGGAGCGCGACUUUGAUCUUCCCAUCUUCAAAUGCGACAACAGGCUGCGACUUUCGCAAAACUACAUCACCCAGGACAAUUACAAAGAGAUUCCUGAUAUGGACAUUGAGGAGGUUGGCCGCAUCAGGUUCCGGGGCCGCUUCUCUGCUGGCACCGACACCGACCACAUCCGCUUCGUCAGCGACAACGACUCCCGGGAGACGAUUGAGGCUUGGGAGGCUUGCUACGCCGAGGGAGUGCGCGAGCAAGAGGUCCAUGCAGAGGUGCCGCCUUUGGUCCAGAAGCUGCAUGACGAGUCGUUGACGCACGGCCGCGACGUGCUCGCCCAGGCAGACGAAAAGGACAAGGAGAAGUGGCUGGCCAAGGACGGCACGGACUGGAGCGGCGCGUUCGGCAAAGACCCACGGGAGCUCAUGUCUGCAAAUAAUGCCAAUCCCGAUAGCGAAGAGUACGAUGAGUUUGACCAAGACGACGUCGACGAGGAUGAAGACAGCAGCAGCAAUCCCGAUCUCGGCCUCCAGGAUGGUUACUCGGAUCAGAGCAGUGACGCUGGGCGGCGGUCGAUGGACACGCAAGGGACGGGGGGCACAAGCUCGUCAACUCAAAGCAGCAGCAGCAAGAACCCCAUCAAAGCUUACAAGGACUACAAGACGCGCAGCCGCGACCUGCAUCGCAAGCACAGGGGGUUGAUGCAGUGGCGGCCGAUGCGCAACGCGCAGUUUGCCAAGGACGAGGCCAAGUACGCCGUGAGAAAGGUGACGAAGCUGGGAGCUCUGGACGGGCGCCAGCCGGAUGUUGAGACGGAGGUCUAAGCAAGGAUGUGAUGGAUUCGGUCGAUGAGGUACGAUACUUGGUGUUUGUUUGUAUAGCCGGAGACUGAAACAGUUUGCCACAUAUUCACAAUUUCAGGUUCGAGACAUGACGAUACGUCAUUGCUUGACACGUGUUUAUUGAGUGUUUGUAACUUAGAACUUUUCAACGUAGGGGCGGAGGUCCAGCUCCUGUGUAAAGGCAGAUCUAUGCUGGG
Purpureocillium takamizusanense is the source of this 4089-nucleotide messenger RNA. RefSeq lists its product as uncharacterized. The record is from RefSeq and is a predicted model, not a curated record. The transcript is spliced from 3 exons. Gene Ontology annotation, molecular function: lipid binding. Bases 275 to 3874 code for a protein of 1199 amino acids. Lineage: Eukaryota; Fungi; Ascomycota; Sordariomycetes; Hypocreales; Ophiocordycipitaceae.